Penicillium maclennaniae is the source of this 918-nucleotide messenger RNA. RefSeq names its product ubiquinol--cytochrome-c reductase catalytic subunit CYT1. Gene Ontology annotation, molecular function: electron transfer activity; heme binding. Bases 1 to 918 code for a protein of 305 amino acids. The record is from RefSeq and is a predicted model, not a curated record. The transcript has 5 exons. NCBI's taxonomy places the organism in Eukaryota, Fungi, Ascomycota, Eurotiomycetes, Eurotiales, Aspergillaceae. Gene Ontology annotation, biological process: mitochondrial electron transport, ubiquinol to cytochrome c.
AUGUUGGCUCGUUCCCUCCUGCGCGGUCCCAACCGGGCCAUCGCACGCCAGUCGCUCGGCAAGUCCACGCUCCCCUUCUACCUUACCCUCACUGCUUCGCUCGCGACUGCCGCCGCCGCCGGUUCCGCCGCCUGGUACUACCACCUCUAUGGCCAAGAGGCCUUCGCCAUGACACCCGCUGAGGAGGGUCUGCACCCUACUCAGUACCCCUGGGUUCACGAACGCUUCAACAAGACCUUCGAUCACGCCGCUCUCCGCCGUGGUUUCCAGGUUUACCGUGAGGUUUGCGCCUCUUGCCACUCUCUGACUCGUGUCCCCUGGCGCUCUUUCGUCGGUGUUAUGCACACCGUCGAUGAGAUGAAGGCCAUGGCCGAAGAGAACGAGUACGAUACCGAGCCCAAUGACCAGGGCGAGAUCGAGAAGCGCCCUGGAAAGCUUUCCGACUACAUCCCCCCUCCCUACAAGAACGACGAGGCUGCCCGUGCCUCCAACGGCGGUGCUCUGCCCCCGGAUCUGAGCUUGAUCAUCAAGGGUCGUCACGGUGGUUGCAACUACGUGUUCAACCUGCUCACCGGUUACCCUGACGAGCCCCCGGCGGGCGCCAGCGUUGCUGAGGGCAUGAACUUCAACCCCUACUUCCCUGGUACCGGUAUUGCCAUGGGCCGUGUCCUGUUCGACGGCGUUGUCGAGUACGAGGACGGUACCCCCGCUACCACUUCCCAGAUGGCCAAGGACGUUGUCGAGUUCCUGAACUGGGCCGCCGAGCCCGAGAUGGACGACCGCAAGAAGAUGGGUGUCAAGGCCAUCGCCCUCCUGACUGGUCUGUUCGCCAUCAGUGUCUGGGUCAAGCGCUACAAGUGGGCUCCGAUCAAGUCCCGGAAGGUCGUUUACAGCCCCCCGAUCGGCCCCCGCCGCUAA